AUGGAGCUAUUGACAGUGACCUUGAGUCCACUGGAAUCCACACUCUAUACAAGAAAUGAAUCUCUAGAUCAAACAACUUGGUCAUCAGAGCAAGUGACCCAGCCCCACUUGGAAUCAAAAGGAGGCCGCAGUUAUAUCUGCAUCUUCCAGCUCAUUUGCGGACUGGGAGUAACUGGGAACGUGGUUUUGAUAUCGUCUCUCAUCUUCUAUGUCAAGGAGAAGCUGUUCACAGUCUACCUUCUGCACCUGCUGCUGCCGCCCCAUGGUCCUCCUGUGCACAGUCAUCUCCAGCUGGUGGCCUUCCUUCAUCACCACGGUGACAAUGGCACCUUACUGAGCUACGUCAGCCCCCUAAUGCUUUUGGCUACAACACAGGUCUGCGACAUGAAGCCGUGCCUGUCUGUGCUUCACGCAAUCUGCUGUCAGUUAGAAAACUUCCUCUGCAUUCUGGAAGUGGAGCCAAGAUCCUGAGAAUGUCAAAAUGUGUACACAUUUUCAUGCACUUUGAUCUUCCUUGUCUUCGUUCCUCUCAUGGUCUUCUCCAAUUUGAGUUUCUUCAUCCAAGUCUGCUGUAAACUGAAGCCACAUCAACCAGCCAAGCUCUAUGUAAUCGUCAGGGUCACUGUCACCUCAUUUCUUGUCUUUGCCAUGCCCAUGAAGGUCCCGUUCAUUGUAGCCUACUGUUCGAAUCCAAGUGACAACUGUGUAGGGAGAUUCCUUCCUUACUUGAACACGUUGUCCACUAUCAACUGCAGUGUCAAUCCAAUUGUCUAUUUUGCGGUAGGUAGUCUUAGGAGAAAGAAAUGUAAAACGUCCCUAAAAGAAGCAUUGCAAAAGGUCCUUGAAGAAAAGCCAGUGCCAGGCCAGGUAAGAAUGCUGUACAAUCCUCUCCUGGGUGGAGAAAUGGUAGAAGGGGAGAAGAAUGGACGGGCGACCAUGAGACACAAUGUCCUUCAGCUAGGACACCUUUGA
Cynocephalus volans (Philippine flying lemur) is the source of this 972-nucleotide messenger RNA. Its product is annotated as mas-related G-protein coupled receptor member H-like. Gene Ontology annotation, molecular function: angiotensin receptor activity. The transcript has a single exon. The record is from RefSeq and is a predicted model, not a curated record. Lineage: Eukaryota; Metazoa; Chordata; Mammalia; Dermoptera; Cynocephalidae. Gene Ontology annotation, biological process: G protein-coupled receptor signaling pathway. Gene Ontology annotation, cellular component: membrane.